AUGUCUGCAACACAUACGAACGGGGACUCGUUCGCUAAGAGGCGGAUUAACUUCUUUUCUGGAAGGACCCAGGCCCAUUUGAAGAAACAAUUGGGAUUGCCAGACCAUGACGCUGGCCAGCAAGACAUGGCAAAUGACUGGAACUCGUUUUCAACAACCCCCUAUGCGCAGAAGCGCAAACAACUCAUUAAUCUCAUCAAGAAUCUUAUGGGACAGGGGGCGAGUCAAUUCUUUGAGAUCCCAAGAAUCGCUGUUAUAGGCGGACAAUCAGCUGGGAAGAGUUCUGUUGUCGAGGCUCUGACAGGAAUAAGUGUUCCGCGUGAUUACGGGACAUGUACAAGAUGUCCGAUGGAGUGCAUGGUGUCGAGUUCUGCCGAAUCAUGGUCGUGCAAGAUCGGCCUUAGAUACGAGUGUAAGCCUGACGAAUCGAUUGGCUAUAAGACUGUUCCGUUCAGUCCAAGGCUGACGAAGAAGGGCGAUGUGGAGAUUUGGCUUCGUAGAGCCCAAGCAGCUCUUCUUUCUCCGCACCAUCUUCCAGAGUAUUUCCACGACCAGACAUUGCUGCAAUUACGCGUCUUGCAAAAGGACAGUCAAACGAUGAAAUUCUCUCGGGAUGUUGUUUAUGUAGACAUUGAAGACCCUGUUGCAACCGACUUGGCAUUCAUUGAUCUUCCAGGCCUAGUGCAGAACGAAGAUCCAGAGAUGGUUGACCUCGUUCAGGAACUGGCUGUUUCAACCAUCAAGGUCGAAUCCACCAUCAUCCUUGUCACUAUUCCAGUUACCGACGAGAUGGAGAAUCAAUUGGCAUCUCGGUUGGCCAGAGAGGUCGACCCUGAGGGUCAACGAACCAUCGGCGUGUUGACCAAGCCCGAUAAUUUGCGGCCGGGUGACCUCGGCGCCCUCGCUCGAUGGGUAGAUGUCCUUCAAGGGAAAAGCAAUAAACUGACUCAUGGGUAUUAUUGUGUGCGCCUCCCCGAUGACGCCGAUCGCUCACGGAACAUCACUCGAGGUGAAGCUGAAAGGAUCGAACACGAGUUUUUCGAAACAAGAGACCCUUGGAAACAACUUGCAGAUCGCCGGAGGCUCGGCAUCCCUCAAUUUGUUUCAGAGUUAUCGUCGUUAUUCAUGAGUCUCAUCGAGAAACAACUGCCUGCGUUGAACAAAGCUGUCCGGGAGCAUUUGGCCGAUUGUGACGCUCAACUUGCUCAGCUGCCGACUCCACCACAGACCGACAAUCCUAAUGCUGAGGUUCCUUUGAGAGUAACCGAAUUUUGCACUGUACUCAAGGCUAUGGUCCACGGUCAUCAAGGUGGAUCUAAGGAGCUUAUUCAACGCAACCGGACGAGCUACAACAUUUUCAAAAAGGAAAUUGAAGAAACAGCUCCUGAUUUUUGGCCAUCCGAUUCGCCUCACUUGUACAGGAACGAGGGUGUCGCUGGAGAUGAUGGGGGUGAUGGAGAUGAUGGCAGCUCAGAUACAAAUCCUCUGGCGCAGUUGAACCUGUAUGACGUGAGAAGAGUCAUACAAAAGCAUGUUGGCUGGGAGCAUCCUGGAAUUGUUCCUUUUGAAGCACACAAGGAACUCAUUUGGUCAUUCGUCCAGCGGUGGUCGGCGCCAACGGAAGAUUGCUUCGGCAGGGCAUAUCAGAUCUUGUUUGAUAUCGUCGAGAAGCUGAUUGUCGAACACUUUGGGCAGUUCCCACAGCUGGAAAGGGUUAUUCGAGCUAUCGUGGUCGAGCGGCAUCAUGAAGCUCAGGUGGUAGCUCACGAAGCCGUGAUGAAAACUCUCAGUGGCGAAUCAGAGCCAUUCUGGACGCAGAAUGAACACGAUGGAGUCAUGAGGCAGAAAUGGCUGACGCACUACAAGCAGGUUAGGAAUCAUGCACACCUGUACCAGCGUUCUUCUGCCUCGCCGGUGUACGGAGACCCAACUUCAGCCCAGAGAAGGGCUCUGAUCGUCCUGGCAGAGGCUGGCUAUCCAAAUCCGAGUGUGUUCGAUCUUCAGCGGCUGUACCCUCCAGACGCCUUCGAGCAAGAGUUAGAUGUGAUGGCAAGUGUUCGUGCAUUCUUCGAAGUGGCUUACAAGAGGCUCACGGACGUAGUGCCGCUUAGGAUCGAACAUGAUUUGAACCAAGCGUUUUCCAACGAACUCCUUAGAGCUAUUUUAGUCGGCAUGGAUCGCUCUAACAUGAAGGACUUGUUGAGUGAAGAUACGGAGGUGGUUAAGUCGCGGACCCUGUUGGAGGGGGAACGAAAAAGGCUCUUAGCGAUUCAGCGCGAGCUGACUCACCUCACGCUAUCGACGGCGUCCGAUCAUCGAGGAUGUAAGCGCGAGGCGAUGCAGAUCUUGACAAUCGAGCUCGAAAUCGCAUUCGUCGGCAUCCGGGGCUUCAUGAGCAGACCGGUGCAAAACCUUGCAAAACCCGAGUGUGGCAGUGGCCUUCUCGACAGAUCUCUCCCGCCAGGAUCUGUAUUGACCGGCACCGUUGAGGGAGCUUCUGUAAAUGCAGUACCGGCUGACGAAUCGGCGUUGGAUCGAAGACAAGUCUGUCAAGCGCCUCGAACACACUCGAAGGGUAUGCUAGAGAGUGUUGAGCAGAUACUCGGACGGUGGAUGCAUCUGGGGGGCAUCGUAGGCCUACGUAGGCUGCCAGGAGAGCUACGGGCAACUGAGGAAGAGGCCGGGGCCUGGUCGCCGAGGCACGGUGGAGGGGUGUACGAGAGGGUUUGCGACGUCGACGAGGACGAAGUUUCCGUGGACACGGAGAUCAGUGAUGAGACGGAAGCGGAUGGCGGGAGAUGGCGGGCCGCGAAAAGAGCGGAGACCCCGAGGGGAACUCGGGCCAGGCACGUGUGCUUUCUGUACUUCCUACAACCUCGCCUCCGGCGCCCCUUUCAGCUACACGACCAAAUGGCUCUCUCUAUUCCCAUUCCCUCGUCCCCGUCUGCCGGCAACUCGCCUUCAUCUGCCGAUAGUCCUAAUGUCCCCCAGACACCCUUGUCCCCCACGAACCCCGUUCAUACCCUCACCCUCCCUUCCGCCGCAGAUCAGUCCUCUGCCCAGCUCAGUCAAGCCAAUUUAAACUCCGCCAGCGCCCAGGCGAAGAGGAAGCCCUCUAGGAGAGCCAAUACCGCCGAGAGGCGUGCGACACACAACGCCGUCGAACGUCAAAGGAGAGAGACCCUGAACAGCAGGUUCUUGGACCUCGCUGCUCUCCUUCCCAACCUCUCUCAGAUUCGCCGCCCUUCAAAGUCCGCGAUUGUCAACUCCUCCAUCGCGCACAUUCACUCCUCUCGCCGUCACCGCCUUCUCGCUUCCCGCGAGCUUCGACUUCUCAAACUCGAGGCCGACGCCCUCCGUCGCGAGCUCAACGAAUGGCGAGACCGUACCAAUCUCCCUCGUGUUGAGGAGCCCGUCCGCAGCGAUGGCUUCGCCCUUGUUCUGAGCGGCGAAGUCGAGGUCCUCACCGCCAUCCCUGGUGUCGACGACCAAGACGACGAUGGGAACGGUGACGGUUACGGCGACGAUGAUGAACUCCCCAUUGGCUCCGUCAACCCCGGUUCUCUUGGAGUUUCUGUUCACGACGAGGCCGACGAUUUGAGAAAUUCCAUUGCGCCCACGUAUGUCAAGAAUCAGCCCAACCCAUUUGCCCAUAAUGUUCCCUCUCAGUCCGGGGGAUCUCAUCUUGCACACAUUCUUCCGCGGCCGUCCGCUCACGGCGGGCCCAUGAUCGCCCAAAGCAUGCCCGGUGUUUCGUUCGAAAACCCUGCGAUGGCUUCACUUUUCGAAUCUCAUCCUCAGAUUUCUACGCAACAGUUCCACAUGCAACAAUUUAAUCUGGCUCAGUCCGACGACAAGGUGUCCGCGUGGAACAACCAACUGUUCGCGGCCCAGCAGUUGCAGCAGCAGCAACAGCAGUUCGGUGGAAACCACUUGUUCACGCCACCUCCCAGCUCCCACGGUCCGUCGUCUGCGGGUCCCAACUUUGGGAACGCAGCGUAUUUCGCCAGCAUGAGACAGCAACAACAAAUGCACAUGUUCGGCAGUCCUGUCGACAACGAGGAUGCAUCGUCCGUUGGAUCUGCUCACAUGGGCAGGAGAGAGAGGAGUGGUAGCAUGGGUGCCGGGAGUGGCUUUGAUUCGCCUCCGCACUCCCGUCACGUCACUUCACCUUCGGGAAGCUAUGAUAUGCCGAGUCUCUUAUCGAACGGUGGUGGCCAGGGCGCCGACGGCUAUGGGGUUCCCAAGAGGAUCAACACUGGUGCUAUUCCCAAUUGGGCUCGGGACGAGAUGGGUCCUAUGGCCACAUCUCCCAUCUCGAUCACUGGCGGCGGCGGCGGCGGCGGCAAUGGCAAUGGAUUCGCCAUGAUGAUGAUGUGA
This is a messenger RNA of Heterobasidion irregulare TC 32-1, 4380 nucleotides long. RefSeq lists its product as uncharacterized. Lineage: Eukaryota; Fungi; Basidiomycota; Agaricomycetes; Russulales; Bondarzewiaceae. Gene Ontology annotation, molecular function: GTP binding; microtubule binding; protein dimerization activity. The record is from RefSeq and is a predicted model, not a curated record. The coding region runs from base 1 to 4380 and encodes 1459 amino acids. Gene Ontology annotation, cellular component: microtubule; cytoplasm; membrane. The transcript is spliced from 20 exons.